This is a messenger RNA of Pecten maximus, 6783 nucleotides long. Its product is annotated as tumor necrosis factor ligand superfamily member 10-like. The record is from RefSeq and is a predicted model, not a curated record. Gene Ontology annotation, molecular function: tumor necrosis factor receptor binding. Lineage: Eukaryota; Metazoa; Mollusca; Bivalvia; Pectinida; Pectinidae. Gene Ontology annotation, biological process: immune response. The coding region runs from base 327 to 1358 and encodes 343 amino acids. The transcript has 4 exons. Gene Ontology annotation, cellular component: membrane.
UAAACCUACGGAGUUGGACGCACAUAAUGCUACCGGUAACGGUCAUGUAAAUCAUAUUAGUUCUUAAUCUUCGACUUAGACGGAGAGGCAGUUGGGAUAUGUACUUACGGGAUUAUUAAUUUCUAAUUUCAGUGAGGUGUAUAGUUUUCAAACUGGCAUAGCGUAGAUUGGUGUACAUAUGCUACCAAGUCAACACGCUAGCUGUAGAGAGGGUUGCAUUUUACUCGCUUCAUCAACCUGACAGCUACACGGACGUGUGUGAUUUCACGGGGGUUGUUGAUUUCCUCGAGAGAAACAAACACUACUGCUCAAUUUCAUUAGUGUAGAUGCACGACAACGAAACGAUGUCGGACUCCGAUCGCGAUUUAGAAUCAAAUGAAAAUCUCUUAAAUGGGAAAAAGCCAAAUAAUUUAAAUCUGGCAAGAUCUUCAGGUGAAAAGUGUUACACUGACAUAAGAAUUGUUCAGGAUGAAUGUGCUCGUCUCAAGAAGUACCUUUAUGGAUUAUUUGUCGUAGUAGCUGCCGGGAUUCUAAUUUUGAUUGUAAUCAUGGCGGUGUUAUUUGUCAAGCUUAGCCACGAUGUAGCACAUCACACUCAUCAGCCGAAAGUUGGGGAGACUGUUUCAAAGAUUCUAGAACGAGAGGAGCUGUGUAUUCCUUGUGAUAAUGUUCGGCUGGGUCCCUCCGUCGAGGAGGACCGAAUGUUGAAUGAAUUUACUCGGAAACAUGAACCGGAGGGGGAGCAGUGUUGUGUUGAAACUCCCAAAGAAUUACUCGCCAUGUUGGAACUGUUUGUGGAGAAACGAAUACGCGAAGAAGUUGCUAAAGGUAACAUAAACCUGCCGAGAACCGAAGGCCAAAGCGGUACAGAAAAGACUCCCGCCGCUCACCUGAUGGGGUCCGUCAGCCGUCUGGACAAGUCAACAAUACCGGCUACCCAAUUUCAAAUUUCCUCCUGGAUUCACGACGCCGACCUCGCUUUCACCACAAACAACGUUGUGUACCGCAGUGGGAGACUCGUGGUGCCAUCUACCGGCCUGUAUUACGUUUACAGCCAAGUCUCGUUCCUGGAACUCUUCGAUGACGGGAAUUCCCGAGAUCAGGGAUCGCCAAACAGCCUCUCUCAUUACAUCUAUCGGUACAAUAUCAUCUACCCACACGGAGGAGAGGAGAAACUGAUUCAGAACUCAAUUACCAAGUGCAUUGGUCAGAACAAACAGUUCGGCGAGUAUACGAGCUAUCUCGGGGCGUUGUUCCAUUUGAGAACGAGUGAUGAAAUUUACGUGAAAGUCUCCAACUUAACUCUGAUAGUACGUGAACCCAAAUUGAAUUAUUUCGGUGUUUUCAAAGUGUCCUGAUCAGCCUGUUUCCGGUUUAAGUUAUUAGUUUCGUUUUGGUAUUUAAGGGAGAAGACAUCCUUUCGGAAUAUCGAUCAUCUUUAGUUACAAUUCUACCAAAGGAUUUGAAUAUUACAAUCAUUCGGAACACACGGAAUUAUACACUAGUGAAUGUUCAGAGAAGACAUAUGUGGAAAAAAAAAUCAAUAUUCUUAAUUGAUUCGAUCAAAUGGGAUGAAGUCGACUUUUACUCGAUGACUUCUAGUUAUUUUGAGAAUUUAUGGAAUAGUUAAUCCAGAACCUUUUGACACCAAGAUAAUCAAACCAAGCCAAAACUAUAUCAUCUUCCCGUGAAUUUACUAGUUUCCAUUAUCUGUUUCCUUAGUGAAGGAUUAAGAGAGACUAAAUUCGUUCACCAAUUCGUGUACACAUACAAUAUUGAUCAAUUUAAGUCCCUUAUUUUAAGUCACAAAUCUCAUGCAAAUCCUAGACGUGACGUGUAUUAUGACGUCAUAGGUCACAUACCACCUUAAAAAGGAUCCCGACAAGAUCCCAAUGUAUUUCAUUACAAAAGGAUGUCAUAUCAGAAUAAGGAUUAUUUCUUUCAUUUUACGAUAUUUUUAUUCCAUUAAUAUUGAACAGAUGUUUGGUCACGUUUUAAAACGAAAUCAAAAUUAUAAUUUAGAAGUAAAAACCGAUUUGCUAAAACCCCUAUCCCUGAAUACUCAUUCUUAUAUAUUCACGAAUUAUCUUUUCUUAAGACUCUACUCAUCAUUUGAGAAGUGAAAAAAAAAGGUUUAUAUGAUUAUUUAACAUGUAGAUGGUGCGAAUGACGUCAUUAAAUGACGUCAUUUUGUGACGAUCAUCUUAUAGGAGUCCAUUUGCACAUACAUAAAAAUACAAUAGAGCUUAUGUUGUGCUGGUUUACUCAUACCCAAAAUAAUUCGUUGGAUUUGUAAAUGUGUUUGAAUGGAAAUAUGACUGAAGAAUUGUAGUGCUAAUAUACUAUGUGACAAAUUAUAUAAAUAUCACGAAAAAAACAACAUUAUAAUAUUCCAUAAUUGUACUAUUGUUCAUUAUGUAAGGAUAAUUGCCAUUUAUUUGCUUUAUACACAUACAAAUGUAUAUUCAUUUUUUUUUUAUAAAUUUCUUCAAACUCUUCAUUUUUUCCAUUCACUUCCAUAUAAUAUGCUUAUAACAUCCCUUUGUCUACCACACUGCAUCUGCAGGCCUGUUCUUCAUUUGAUAUUUCUUGCCUUUUGAACAUUUAUUCAUAUAUUCAUUGACCAUAUACUGCAUCAGGUCGCGUGAUUUUGUGACGUCAUUAGAAUUUCGAUCACGUGUCCAACUCGGAAAUUUUGUUUUCAUUCUUCAUGCGGUGUUUUUGGUAACAAGCUUGAAAUACAAUUAUUAUUAGCUUGAUUAUGUGUUCGAGGAAAACAAUAUCGAGAUUUCCUAAUUCAGAACGUGGUGUGUUUGUGUACAAAUCCUUGGAAACUCACUAGGGAGUACAUCCCGAGAACACCAUUUUUACGGGGAGCAUAUUUCGUUGUUGUUUCGCAACAAUGCACAGGUGCUUGAAAACGCCCAAAAUAAUUUGAUUGCUGUAAUGAUUAAGAUUGACAACAGAGAGUUGAUUUUUUUUGUGCUGUAAUUUUUUUGUUUUUAUUUCAUUUGAAAGAUUAAGAAAGCGAUUUUUUUGAAAGAUUAAGAAAGUGAAGUAUAUGUAGAUGAUAGUAUAUCAUUGCAGAAUCAUAUCCAGUCUUAACACACACACAAAUAUAUAUAUAAUAUGUUCUUAUAUUAAAUAUGCUGUUGAUUAAAACUUAGUAGAAUAGUUCAGGUAACUUUAUAUUUUUUGUUUGUUUAAUCAAGGAUUGUUCCGAGUGUAUAAUCAUCAGGAUUUCAUUCAUCCCUUACAAACAUUCCAUUGUGAUGCUAAUUAGUGACGCUUACUUCCGAACAAUCGUAACAUCCCGGCUAUUUCCGUGAUGACACGAACAUCUUGACGGAAUUUGCCGAUCUAUUGCGAUUGAGUGUAUCGGGUUUUAAAGCCAAAGCAUGACCGUUCUUCGGUUGUUUUGAACGAAUGGAUUAUAGAGGUGUGCAUAUUGAAAUGUUGUGUGAUUGUAUUUUAUGAAAUCCGAUAUGGAGGUUGGAACUUCAUAAUGUCUCAUUUCAUUUUAUUCUUUGAAUGUUUAUUCCAGUCUAUAAUACCUUAUCAAGUCGACCCAUGGUUUAGUUGAAACAUUAUUUAUUCAACUGUCCAAAUAAUGUAGUUGUGUAGUAUUAACAAACAUACAUUUGUUCAUGGCGCAUGGAUUUUAAACAGGAGUGUCAAAUCUAAGCCAUCUUCUAAAUCCUGUUAGAAAAUUCAGCAUUGGUUGUACACAAACCUCAAAGUGAAUUGUAUUUGCUAUGUUGUAUAAACACAUAGUCGAAAUUUAGAUCAAUUCGAACCAUUUUGAUUUAAAUUUUAAAAACAAAAAAUAUUCAGCAAAUAUCACUGGGUGCCAAACCUGAAAAGAAUAUCUUUUUAAUAUGUGUUUUGCUGAAGACACGUUUUUGAGAAGUGACAAUGUCAUCUUAAACAUAAGCUAACAGGAAAUUAUGGGGUUUCAUUUUAUAAAAUAAUAUUUCAGUUUUCCAUCGUAACAGCUAUUUCAUUUAUGGCCGUAUCGAUCACAAUAUGCACACACAACAGGCCAAGACCUUCUGGCUGAAUAAAUAAUCCAUAUUUAAAUCAAAUUUAGUUUUAAUUUAAAAGAGUUAAAGAAUAUACAUUAAAAUUUAACGCGAUUAACAAGCAAAGUAACCACGUCUAAUCAUCAUGUAUCGAUAAAACGUUUAUAUAUAAAUGUAUGUAGAUCUAAAAUCGCCUCGACCCUAAUCAAUCAUGAUCAACGCCUAACGCCUUAUAAGUCCCGCCCUCAACCCUUUUGGGAGUCAAAACCUCAUCAUCUUAACGAUUCGUCAUAAUUUACCGAGCUCAUUUAGAAAACCGUUUUAUUUUUAUUCGAUAAUUUAUUCGAUCAUUUUCCAAAAUAAGCAAUUUUAGGGCGUUUUUAUGCAGAAUAUGGUACACAGAUUGUAUGGAGUCACUUUCGCUCUUUUUCGGUGUACAAAAAUUCAGACUAUUUUUGACCACCCGGGUAACAACAGGUCGUCGGCCUAUUUUCACAUCUGCUAUUUAGACAGAUACGUUUCUAUAAGCAGUGACAUUGCCGCGAUAUUAAAUUUAUCGGUAUAACAUGAUAAGCUUCAUAUAUAUAAUUAACGACAUUCAAGGGAGAUAAAUCGAACAUAAUCACAAGUAAAACGUGAAGAAACAAAUGUAGCAUAUACCAUAAUAAGUUUUCAAUAAUGUGCCGACUUCGUUAUACACGGGUAAAACGAUGCACUGUCGAUAUACGCAGGUAAUGUCAUAUCUGAUCCUAUAUACGCAGGUUCGAUUAUACAGGGUUCGGUAUACACAGUGAAGGCAUGCAGGGUUCAGGAUCAUAUGUUGGUACGAUCAGAACAGUGUUUGAAAUUAAGUAAAUUUUACAGGCUCGUAGUACACAGGUAAAACUGACCGUUGUACACAGGUAAAGUCAUAAAUGACUCGCUAUACACAUGUGGAAAUCUACACCAAUCGAAGAAGUUAUUCGUGUUUUUAGGAACAGCAAAAAGCUACGCUCACUUGUAUGAAUUUCGAUUGAAUUUGCUUAUCAUACUAGUUUUUAUCUCUUAAAAUAGUUUCUUGUGUCUAAAUAUACCGUUUUUUUUAGCAGACACAAUACCUAACCGUCCGUGUUGUACAGUUUCAUUUUGACUACUCUGCUAUUUGACACAAAACAGUUAGAGUGAUUUAGGAGAAAUUCCGGAAAAAUGUUCGCUGAGCGAACUUCACGUUAGUCGUGUCAGUAUUUAGUUACGCCUACAGGACGUAACACUGUAAUUAGCGAGCGAACAACUGUCUUUGUUCAUCCAUCAGAGGGCCCCAAUCAAGACAAUUAUCGUGGAGAACGGGCUCUACUUUCCUUUAACUAAACCCAAGCGGCAGAUUCUAUAAAUAGUUGUAAUAUAUAUCUGUACAGCAAGUACUAUUUGUAACACAGUUAUGUGUGAAAAAAACCCGAUUUCGGAGCAGUUGGAAAGAUAGAGGAAGAAUUUUUAUAAUGAAUAUCUUUUUUUUAUUUAUCUGAUUUUUUGCUCUUUUUUUUUUGCUUUGUUGCUCCGUUAUUCCUGUGUAUUUACCAUCGCUGUACUUUAGACUGACAGCGCGUCAAAAACGUGUGUGUGUAUGAUCUGUUAUGGCGGCUAAAAUGUUGUACAAUCUAUUUUGCACGCGCAGUGACGUGUUAACGAGAGAAAAUAACGGAAACAAGUUGUCAACGAAGUAAUCCAAACAUUCAGAGCUUCACGUGCUAAGGUUUGACCCCGAUUGGGAUUUCCACUUGUGUAUAACGAUACCAAUAUAGAGCAGUAUGAUGUCAGUACGAUAUCAGUAUAGCUUCAGUACGAUAUCAGUAUAGCUUCAGUACGAUAUCAGUAUAGCUGCAGUAUAUGUCAGUACGAUAUCAGUAUAGGAUCAGUACGAUAUCAGUAUAGCUUCAGUACGAUAUCAGUAUAGCUUCAGUACGAUAUCAGUAUAGCUGCAGUAUAUGUCAGUACGAUAUCAGUAUAGGAUCAGUACGAUAUCAGUAUAGCUUCAGUACGAUAUCAGUAUAGCUUCAGUACGGUACCAGUAUAGGACCAAUGGAGUAUCGUUAUGAUGUCAGUAUAUGAUAUUAUUGUGGAUAAAACGGAAAAGCGCUUGCCGUUUUAUUGUACGAAAACAUUUUAUGAUAAUACUGAAAAAAAACAACACCACGAUGACGUCAUACCUGUUUUACAUCAUACAUUGAUUGUGAUAUAACAUUUCCGUCUUUCGUUCCAAAUCCCAUUAGCUUAACACUUACAAUUAAAUUUAUCAAAUAUCACUACACAAAAAAUAUUUUUUGAAAUAUGGGUUGAAUAUAUAUAUAAAUAUGUAUCCGCCAAUAUCUUAUUUUGUUGAAUUGUUCAAACUAAUCAGUCCAUUGUACAUGUAUCAUUGUCCUACAAUUUUGUUCUUAGAUGUCUAGGUGACCAAAUAUAUUAACAUGAUUGCAUACGAAAGUGUUCUGUAAUUUACUGAUGUUUGUGUUCUUUGGGGAUUUUAAUUAUUUGCUAAAUAUUUUAGCAAUAUAUGUGACGAUUUGAUUGUUUUGAUAUAUAGAUGAUUUGCAUAUUACUACACAUCUCAUGAAUAUUCAUUCAGAGACAUCGAUAUAAAUAAGACAGACGUUUCCUCUGAGAAUGUAAUUCAUCUAUUUGACUUUUAAAGUCACCAUAACCUACAAAUCCCCGUUUUGAAAUAUAUGUGAUAUUUUUGUAAUAAAAAUUGUGAUAUUUUGAAAAAUAAAACAAUUGAUUUCAUGUC